Serpula lacrymans var. lacrymans S7.9 is the source of this 1727-nucleotide messenger RNA. RefSeq lists its product as uncharacterized. The record is from RefSeq and is a predicted model, not a curated record. The coding region runs from base 77 to 622 and encodes 181 amino acids. NCBI's taxonomy places the organism in Eukaryota, Fungi, Basidiomycota, Agaricomycetes, Boletales, Serpulaceae. The transcript has 5 exons.
GAAACCGAACACCGAGUUUGCACACCUCCCAUCCCAUCCCAACUCUACCACCACACCUAUCACCACCACUGCUAAGAUGGCCGUCAGAACGCAUAUCUGGGUCACGCUAUGGUUCGUGCUCACCGCACCUGUUAUUUUCUGGGACGUCGGGUACUGUCUCAUGAGACCACGCUCGAUGGUGGGUGGGGACCUCCAUUGGAUAUGGGAGCCGUAUGGGAUUUACCAGAAUAUCGACUUUGUGUAUGGAUUAAAAGCCCUCGAAAGUGGUGACGGGUUCACCAACGCGCAAUCCUUCCUCAACAUCAUAGAAACCCUCAUGAACCUCGCCUACGUCUACCUCGCCCACGUCUCCCACUGGGAACCCGCCCCUCUCCUCGGCUUCGCAGCCGCCACCAUGACGCUCUCCAAAACGGUGCUCUACUGGGCGCAGGAGUAUUACUGCGGGUACUGUGCUGUGGGACAUAACUCCUUUGAGGAUUUGCUUGUGUAUUGGAUUAUACCUAAUGGCCUCUGGCUCAUCGUCCCAACCCUCAUCAUCAUACGUCUCGGCAAGGACAUAUCAGCCUCCUUACGCGUCGCCUCUCGCGCCUCCACCAAAGCUGCUUCCGGAAAGCAACAAUGAUACCACGUCGACAUCAUUGAAACGUUGCCAUUACAUCGUUUUAUUUUGGAUCACAAAACUAACAACUGGAAAGACUGGGGGUAUUGGAGCCUAUCUUUGGAGACUCUUGCUGGAAUUCAAAAUAUGUAAAAAAAUAUGAAGUGAAUGAGGAGAAGAGGAAUCUGUUUAUGGUGAUGGGCAUGUACUAUAUCUAACGAUCUAUUUGCUUCCUUGUUAUCUCAUUGUAUUUAUCUGCUCGUCAGUGCUCAGCGUUCAGUACUCACCUUCAGAUUUUUAUUUUAUUUUUGGAAACGCUCAUGUGGGCCUGCUUGAUUAAAAUAAAUAUUCCUCAUGCCUCCGCUUCCGUUUAUUCGACAUACUUCUAACCUACUUACAAGAAUAAGUAUACAUACAUUGGGCAAAAUAAAAGAGGAAAAAGGUGUAUCACUGCGCAAGAGCAUCACCAUAAGUUAGGUAUCGUGCUAGCGCUCCAUGACAGACAACGAAGGAAAGAACACAAGAUGAAGGACGAGCGAAGGAAAAAAGAGAACUGAAAGAACUGAGUGAAAGGAAAGGGAAAGCAGCGUUAAGCCGUUGCAGAUGAAUGAGCGCUUAAUUUAAGGACAGACCUAGAUGGUACAGGGUUGAAUACAUUUACAACAAAGACAACAUCAAAAAACAGAGUGAAAAAGAAGGGGAAAAGGAAAGUGAAACAAGAAAGACUGCUACUGUUGCUGUUCAGACAGUAUUGAGUGGUUUACCGCGCGUGCUGUCAGCCUUAUCUGCCGACCCAAUCGAUCGCGGGAUAUCAAAUCCAAAUAGACAAGAAAAAAGAAUGGAAAAGGAGAAAGAAAAAAGCGAAAGAAAAAAGUGAAAGAAAGAAGAAAAAAAUGACUCAGUCCAUUUCCAUGUCCAUUUCCAUCCCAUCCCACCCCUGCUCCUUCUCGCUCUUCACCUCCUCCUCUUCCUCUUCCCGAACACUAAACCCAACUGUUGCCUCCUCUUCCUCCAUCUUCCACCCCUGCCUCGCAGAGCUCACCCGCCCCCUCGAGCUAAACCCAAACGCCUCCGCAUCGCGCACCACCACAUCCACAUCCUCAAACCCAACACCAUCUACCUCCCCUUC